AUGAUGAACAAUUCAAUUUUUUUAAUUUUUCUUGUUUUUCAUGUUUUUGUACAAACGGAACAAGGACCAUUGAAGCAGAAAGCUUUGUUACAACGUAAUGCAAGAACAGCAAACGACACUACCGAGGCUCCAUCGAAUCCAUGUUCGUUAUCCGAUGAACAAAUUAAUCAAAGUUACAAUUUAACUUUGCAUAUCAUUUCUAUCUUCGUUAUUCUAGUUGUAUCUUGUCUUGGUGCAUCGUUUUCGGUUGUUACAACACGCAUUAGUUGCUUACAUGUGAGCCCUAUUAUUAUUAAUGUUGGAAAAUUUUUUGGAACUGGUGUUAUUCUUGCCACAGGCUUCAUUCACAUGUUACCAGAUGCCAACGAGGCAUUGACCGAUCCAUGUUUACCAGAUUCAUGGAAUAUUUAUGGGGCUUAUGCAGGACUCUUUGCAAUGCUUGCUGCAUUAGUCAUGCAAUUGACCGAAUUUAUUGCACAUUCGAGAUAUCGACGCCUGGAAAAAAAGAAACAAAAAGAAUGUAAAAAAAAUAAUAUAGCACCAAUUAGCCAUACACAUAAUCACGAUGAUGUUAAAGAAUAUGUAAACAGUGAGAAAAAAGAUUGUCCUGAAGAACAAUAUCAGCAACAAUCAGGAACAUCAACCGAAAUCACUGUGGCUGCUGAUGAAACAGAAAUCGAAAGCGCUCACAGUCAUGGUGUCGUACUUCAAGAAAUGCAACAGCAUAAAAUUUCAACAUACUUAUUGGAAAUUGGUAUUGCAAUGCACAGUGUGUUGAUUGGAAUAGCGCUUGGUACAACAAGUGGUUCGAGUUUCGUCGCUCUAUUUAUUGCUCUCGUCUUUCAUCAGUUCUUUGAAGGUGUGGCAUUGGGAGCACAAAUUGCUAAAUUAGAACAAAAAUCAAUAAUUCCAGCUGUUAUUAUGGUAGUAUUUUUUGCUCUAACAACCGCUGUGGGCAUAGCCAUCGGAGUCGGAAUUCAUCAGGGAACAUAUAAUCCAAAAUCAGUCGCCUCUUUACUAGUUAAUGGAAUAUUUGAUUCUAUUUCAGCCGGUAUACUGAUUUAUGUUGCAUUAGUCAAUUUAAUUACAGCUGAAUUUUCCAAUAGUCAAACAUUUUAUGCUCUACGAAUAAGACUAAAAGUUUUAUACUAUGCUAGUCUGUAUCUCGGUGCCAGUUGUAUGGCCAUAGUAGGUAGAUGGGCAUGA
Molecule: messenger RNA, 1206 nt
Organism: Didymodactylos carnosus
Lineage: Eukaryota; Metazoa; Rotifera; Eurotatoria; Philodinida; Philodinidae
Source: the annotation of a GenBank genome assembly